UUUGGAAGAAUCAUCCAGACCCAAUCCACAAGAAGAUAUAUAGUGUGUCGAAAGAGGAAGAUAGAGUUGUUAAUAGUCAGUAGCCAUGGUCGCUUCAGGUUCAGGAGUUGUUAUGUUUGGUUGCCUGGUUCUGGCAUUCAUGGUGGUGGCUGCACCCAAUGCGGAAGCCGCGAUAACGUGUGGUAUGGUUGCUACCCAGAUGACCCCAUGCGUCAAUUACCUGCAAAACGGUGGACCGGUGCCGGCCGCUUGCUGCAACGGCGUGAAGACCCUCUAUGGCGCGGCUAAGACCACGCCGGACCGUCAGACCACGUGUUCGUGCAUGAAGUCCGCGGCAACUCAGGUGCCUACUAUCAAAGUGGGUAACGCGGCCUCCCUCCCCGGUAAAUGUGGGAUCACCAUACCUUACAAGAUCAGCCCCACUACCGACUGCUCCAAGGUGAAGUGAAAUCGAUGUGGUUGAUUUGCUACGUACGAGUUAGGACUAGGAAUGCAGAAUAAUGUGGAGAUGGGAUGCACCCAGCAGCAGAGACAAUACUGGAGUGGCCCUUUUGAAUGUGUUUACGACGUUAGAUGUAUGUUAUGGUCCAUGGUUGUUGUUGUAGUAGGAUACAUAAUUAUCUAAUCUAUCAAAGUCAUGUCCUCAUGCUACAUGUGGGCUUCCUUUCAAUUACUCUUUCAGCAGCUUUUGCAUUAAUAAAAUUUCAGCUUUUACUUCCCA
Molecule: messenger RNA, 721 nt
Organism: Nelumbo nucifera (sacred lotus)
Lineage: Eukaryota; Viridiplantae; Streptophyta; Magnoliopsida; Proteales; Nelumbonaceae
Source: RefSeq, a predicted model, not a curated record